AUGUUCUCGCAAAACAACAAGGACAAUUUUGAAGAUUCAGUUUCCAGCUAUGGAAAGAAAUCUACCACUACUGUACCAUCUGGUUCUGGAUCAGUAUCAACCACAGUUGGAGGCUCUGGAUCUGGAUCUACCAGUGAUCGAGGAUCUGGUGGAUCUACAUCGCCAGGUUCUGGAGGUGAAACCACACAAUCUGACGGCACACAAGGAUCCACCACAGGCGGUCCUGGAACUGGAGGAUCAACCACAGACGGAGGAGGAUCUGAUUCCGAUUCAACCGCAUACACUGGACUAAGUACAACCACUCAAGGAUCUACAAAAACGACAAGAAAACGAGGAUCACUUCCAACACUGACACCGAUUUCGGCGGCUGAUCAAGCAGUGAUUGACGCUCAGAAAGCAGAUGUUAUGAUCCAAUUGGCUGGAAUCAUGGCUGGAGCAUCAUCAGGAAGCUCCUUGAACUCCAGCAGCUCACUUCUGAAUCAAAUCUCAAGUCUACCAGCGUCAGAUCUAGUGGAAGUUGCUCAAAGUCUUUUGUCCAAUACUCUGAAAAUCCCGGGUGUUGGAAACAUGACCAGUGUGGAAGUUCUUCAAACGUUGCAAAACAACAUUGCCACCACAAACUCUGAAUUGGCAGCAGAAAUGAAUAAAGUGAUCACCCAGUUGGCUAAUGUGAAUAUGACAUCCCCUCAAUCCAUGAAUUCGGUGUUGUCUUCUUUGGAUUUGGCACUGAAAGGAAGUACAGUAUACACGUUGGGAGCGUCGAGUACAAAGUCGACAGAUGGAACGUAUGCUGUGAUUUUUGGAUAUGUUUUGGCAUCUGGUUACACUCUGGUGUCGCCGAGGUGUACUCUGAGCAUUUAUGGAACCACAGUUUACCUAACUGGAGACACACGUGCAUCCUACAAACAACAAGAUGGAGAUACUGUCACAGCAACGUCUCUCCUUGCUUCAGCUCUAGGAAUUGAAGGAUCGUAUGCCACGAAUGGAAGAACUGUUUCUGUGGAUCAGGACAAAAUCGAGCAGAAGAGAUCACUGGUCUCUGGAAACAUUAUGGCCACUGUGAAUGGAAUUGGAGACGUUCAAUCUGGAGUGUACACUUAUAACGAAAUGUAUGUGACUGCGUGGAAUGUGACUUAUGACAAUACGACUACUGGAUCUACACCCCAGAAGAAUACCUCCAUGUCUUUCUACAUUCCAGUUUCUGAUGCUCAAUUGACUCUUUUGAUUGAAUCCGGAACUAUGAUGAAACUUCAGUCUACUCAGAAGGUGGCGGCGAAAGGAUUGACUGUAACUACGACGUACGGAGGAGUGACUUAUACAGUAACCUGUGGAAAUGGAACUGCAAAUUUUGUUGAAGUGGAUACAGCGGAUGCCAUAUUCUCGUACAACGCUCCAAGUUUUGAAGUGGUUGCUGCAGAUGGAUCAUCAACAGCGAGCAUCCAGAAAAUGAUUCAAAUGCCGAUUGUAGUGGAAAAUGUGAACUUGAAUAUCUUCAACAAAACCUCCUCUCCACUUGUCUUCUCAGCCGCCGGACCCUACACCAUGCGCCUCGUCUUCUCACCACAAGACAUUGAUCUUCCAGCUGUCUCUGCUCUCUCCCAAACCGUUUCUAUUUCCACCUUAUCACCAACUACCACCUACAGUAAGACUGACCUGCAAACUGCGAUCUCUUCUCAAUCGAUGAUUUCGGUUUCGGGAACGCUCUUCUUCGCCAAAGCCUCGUCCAUCGAUGUCACUGGAUACACAUUUUAUGCUGAUUCCACUGCGAUUUAUCUUCAAAACUCGGUGUCGACUGUUGUGAUCAGUUCUCCAACUUACAACGUUGUUUCGUUGGCGUUGGGAGGUUACGGUAUCCAAAUCACAGCUGGAACCUAUACAUCUGGAUCGCAGAGUCAUACAGUAACUAUGAUGGAAUUCUCAGACACCCAAAAAAUGCGGAUCGAUGGUGGACUGAUCAUCAGAAACGGAACAAAUGGAUAUGUCAUCCAGAAUGGACAGAUCACAACAGAAGGAGAUGUUUCUGGAACUCAAAUCGACAUUGUCCCUCAGAGUUUGAUGAACCAAGAAUCUCAGGAGCAGAUUGCUCAGAUUCUUAGUAACACUCAGGAUUAUCUUGAGAACAAUGGAAUGACAAUGACAGAGGCUGAGAUUAAUGAUACAUCCAACUCCCUUCUUUCUAUUGCCAGCUCUCUCACAUCGGCUCUAAAAGUUGCUCUUGACAAUCCACUAUCUUCUGAUUUUGCUGCCAAUCUCAAAUACGCUACUGACAACUAUGAUGACCUGUAUAAUGUGCUCCCUAGUGAUCCGGAUAAUAUUGUGUAUGUGGAAGAGAUGACGCAAGAAGAAUGGGCGGCCUAUGUGACAAAGAUGAUUCAGAAGAAUAUUGCAAAGAACCUGGCUACACAGUUGGCAUCCACUCUUGACACCCUGGAAAAUACCUUGGCAGCUAGAGCGAUCGCUGAAGGAAAUUUGCCCUAUGAUUAUUCGAACUACGUGGACGGUACUGGAAUGGUUAUUGUGAUUGAUGAUGCUUCGAAUAUUGUGGGAAAGACGCAAACUUGUUCUGAAUGGGCUAUGACACUUCCGUCACCGGCUUCCUCGUUGAACAAUGCGGAGAUUCAGGACUCGACGUUGAUUCAGGUUGGAAUGGUUUGCUAUAACACGAAUCCAAGGACAUAUGUGGAUAAUUUUGAUAUGUUGGUGACAUCUGGAGCAUUGGAAGCGCAUAUCAAGGAUGAGUACCAGAAUCAGUUGAAAAUCAUCAACUCCACCUCUCCAAUUCUUGUCAACGGACGUGGAAGUUCUGACGACGCCGUUCUAACUUUGAUGCAACAAGGAGACUUUGUCAGCUACCAAAUCCUCGACCUCCACGCUUUCCAAACCACCAACUGGAACAAUUCCCUUCAACUCGAACUCAUUGCCUCUCAAGAUUAUGUGAUCCCCAAUAAUGAUGAUACCUACCUGUUUUCUGCUUUCCAACAUCUACCUGGACCAAUGUAUACGAACUAUGAAUGGAUGUUUGAACUGAACUCUCUGAAUACAACCAGCAACUAUUUUAUAACCGCUGGGAAUUUGAUAAAUCAAACUGGAUUGUUCUAUGUGGGAAUUGGAAAACGAAAUGAGACAACUAGAACCAAUGAGAAUAGCACGGAUAUUGUAAACUAUGGAAUGUUCGAUAAUAAGCAAUGGUCGUUUGCCAGAGAGGUUCCAAUGGAUUAUCAAAUCACUGCAAUCAGCAAAGGAUGCUAUUUCUAUCUCAAUGAAACUGAUUUGUUCAAUUCUGCUGGAAUGUGGCCGUUGGAUGGAAAAGGAAUGCAAUUUGUGAACUGCUCCACAGACCACUUGACAUUAUUCUCUGUGGGAUCCUUCAACCCAACCAUCGAUGCAGAUUUCCACUACAAAUACGUUGUUAAUGAGAUUGAGAAGAACGUCAAAGUCAUGAUCACCGCGAUUUUCCUAUUCAUUGUUUACGGAUGCCUCACGCUCAAUUCAAUCAUCUCUGGAAGGAAAGAUGCGUCAAAAGGAAGACUCCGAUUCCUAUCCGACAAUGAGCCACAUGAUGGAUACAUGUAUGUGAUUGCCGUGGAGACUGGAUACAGGAUGUUUGCGUCGACGGAUAGUACGAUUUGCUUCAAUUUGUCUGGAAAUGAGGGAGAUCAAAUUUUCCGAUCGUUCAAAUCGGUGGAAGAUGGCGAUUGGGAGUAUCCCUUCUCAUGGGGAACUACUGAUCGAUUUGUAAUGACUACUGCCUUCCCCCUUGGAUCCCUGGAAUACAUGAGAAUCUGGAUUGACGACGCCGGACUUGACCAUCGAGAGUCGUGGUACUGUAACAGGAUCAUUGUCAAAGACCUCCAAACCCAAGAGAUCUAUCAUUUCCCAUUCAAUAAUUGGCUCGGAACUAAAAACGGAGAUGGAGAAACUGAACGAUUGGCCAGAGUGGAUAACAAGAGACGAUUUUUGGAUGAAUCAAUGAGCAUGCACAUGUUGGCUCAGACCAUUUCUUGGUUUGCAAUGUUCACAGGAGGAGGAAAUCGGUUGAGAGAUCGGGUGACAAGACAAGAUUAUUCCAUCAGUAUCAUUUUCUCGAUUGUGAUGAUUUGUAUUUUGAGUAUUGUGAUUCUCCGGAACGACGACUCAAUUAUCAGCGACUCUAAGAGCAUCUCAGAAUUCACCUUCACCGUAAAAGAUAUCAUUUUUGGAAUUGUUUUCGCUCUUCUCAUUACCAUCAUCAACACUUUCCAUAUCCUUAUUUGCGUCAAAUCUCGCUCCUACAGUGAACAUUAUUAUCUCAAGAAACGGAAACACGAGGAACCAACAUUCAAAGAUUCUUCGGGCUCCUGGAGUGUUUUCGUUGCUGGAAUAGCUCGUGCGCUUCUCGCUUUCCCGAUCCUCAUGGGGUUACUGUAUGUGGCUGGAGACGGAAUGAGUUUGAUGGAUGACUUUGCCAACGCGUUCUACAUUCGAUUCUUGAUUAGUUUGGUGGUCUGGGCGGUGGUUUUCGAACCAAUCAAGGGGAUGAUCUGGGCGUUCUUCAUUUUGAAAACCAGCAAGAGUCAUAAGAUAACCAACAGGUUGGAAGAGGAGUUUUUGAAAGUGAAGCCAGCAGAAACUUUCCAAAGAAACCCAUACGGAAAAAUUGAAAAAGAGCUUGGAACUGUGAUAGCUGAUGUGACCAAACUUCGGGAUACAGAGAAUCGAAAAAUGAGAGAUGAGCAAUUGUUUAUCACGAUUCGCGAUAUGCUAUGCUUCUUCGCUUCGCUGUACAUCAUGGUUAUGCUCACGUUUUAUUGCAAGGAUCGUCAUGGGUACUACUAUCAGUUGGAGAUGAGCACCAUCCUGAACAUCCCUCAAACCAACUACGGAGACAACACCUUCAUGUCGAUCCAAAACGCCGACGACUUCUGGGAUUGGGCUCGUGAUUCUCUGGCCACUGCUCUUCUCGCCUCCUGGUACGACGGAAAUCCUGCGUAUGGAAUGAGAGCUUACCUGAACGAUAAGGUAUCCAGAAGUAUGGGGAUAGGAACGGUACGACAAGUGAGAACGAAGAAAAGUGCACAAUGUGAAGUGGUGAAACAGUUCAAGGACUACAUCAAUAAUUGUGGAGAGGAGCUGACGGAAGACAACGAAGAAACGACACUGUACAUGCAACCUGGUUGGACCGUACUGGAAACAGAGAAUGGAACAGAUGCAACCGAUGAAUACACUUACAAAACUGCCAAAGAACUUUCGACGAGCUCGGUUUCCGGAUUUCUUGGAAGCUAUGAAGGAGGAGGAUACACAGUGAGCAUGUCUGGAACCCAAGCGGAUAUCAUCGCUCUGUUUAACAAGCUAGACAAAGAAAGAUGGAUCGAUGAUAGUACUCGAGCAGUGAUCAUUGAAUUCUCCGCCUAUAACGCACAGAUCAAUUACUUCUCGGUGGUCCAGCUACUUGUUGAAAUCCCAAAAUCUGAAAUUUAUCUUCCGAACAGUUGGGUCGAGUCCGUGAGGCUUAUCAAAUCGGAAGGAUCAGAUGGAACUGUUGUGAAGUACUAUGAGAUGUUGUAUAUCUUCUUCUCGGUUUUGAUAUUUGCCAAAGAGGUGUUGUGUUACAUCUAUGGAAGAUACAAGGUUAUAACCACAAUGAAGCGAACGUUGAAUCCAUUCAAGAUAGUUUAUAAGUUGGUGUUGGGCGAAUUCUCUCCCUGGAACUUCAUGGAUCUUGUCGUUGGAGCUCUUGCGGUGGCUUCAGUAUUCGCUUACACAAUCCGUCAAAAGUAUACCAAUCAAGCGAUGGAGGACUUCAAUGCCAAAAACGGCAACGCCUACAUCAACCUGACGAUUCAACGAAAUUGGGAGAUCAUAUUUAGCUAUUGUCUUGCUGGAGCAGUAUUUUUCACCUCUUGCAAAAUGAUCAGAAUCCUGAGAUUCAAUCGAAGAAUCGGAGUUUUGGCGGCAACGUUGGACAAUGCUUUGGGAGCGAUUGUAUCCUUUGGAGUCGCAUUUUUGUUCUUCUGCAUGACAUUCAAUGGUGUUCUUUAUGUCGUUCUGGGGAACAAAAUGGGAGGAUUCCGAAGCUUGAUCUCCACAUUCCAAACUUCACUGGCUGGAAUGCUCGGAAAACUUGAUGUGGUUUCUGUUCAACCGAUUUCCAAAUUUGCGUUCGUGGUCACUAUGAUCUAUAUGAUCGUUGGAUCGAAACUAGUGCUUCAACUCUACGUCACCAUUAUCAUGUUCGAAUUCGAGGAGAUUCGUAAUGAUAGUGAGAAGCAGACCAAUGAUUAUGAGAUUUUGGAUCAUAUUAAGUAUAAGGCCAAACGCCGUCUCGGCCUCCUCGAGCCAAAAGACUUUGCUCCAGUGUCCAUUGCUGACACUCAGAAAGACUUCCGUCUAUUCCACAGCGCCGUCGCCAAAGUCAAUCUCCUUCAUCAUCGAGCCAAUCGAAUGCUCCAAACCCAAGGUCAAUAUCAGAACCAGACCAUUAUCAACUACACAUUAAAGUAUGAUCCACUGGCGGCAAUCGAGAAGGAUGGACCGAAACGAUUCCAAAAAUGGCGGUUGAACGAUAUGGAGAAGUUCUAA
Molecule: messenger RNA, 6558 nt
Organism: Caenorhabditis briggsae
Lineage: Eukaryota; Metazoa; Nematoda; Chromadorea; Rhabditida; Rhabditidae
Gene: Cbr-lov-1
Product: Protein CBR-LOV-1
Exons: 17
Coding region: 1-6558 (2185 amino acids)
Biological process (GO): detection of mechanical stimulus
Cellular component (GO): membrane
Molecular function (GO): protein binding; calcium channel activity
Source: RefSeq, a predicted model, not a curated record